AUUAAGGCUGAAGCUUUAGUUAUCAAGGAUACAGAUUUUGAUACAGUUGCCACUUCUCGAAAUCUUACUCUUAAGGAAUCUGAAUUUCUUAAACUCGAUUUAGAAUGUUCAGUUGCAGAUACUAUGGCACUUAAGUGUUUUUAUAUGUGGAACUUUUAUAGUGGAAAUGGUAUGAGCAUCGAGGAUUGGAAUAAACUCUGCGAUAAAGAUUUUGUAGAAUAUUUUAGUCCACUCGAAUCUAGAAAACAUUUCUUGUGUCUAUCUUAUUUUUACAAGCAAGGUUAUAAUGAAGAGAGUUCGCUUGGUUUUACGGGUAUAGAUGAUAAACGCAUUCUUUCUGAUGAUCAGAUAAAAGUUGCAUUUAAGGCAUCUCAUGAAAAAUUUAUAGAAAUUCGAAGUCAAGCCUUAUUGCUCUUUAGCUUUAGGUCUCGUGUAAAAAAAAUACUAGAUCUUAAAUCAGCUAUAAAAGCAAUUAAUGCAAUUGUUGGUAAUUGUCGUAGUUUUAAUAAUCAAGAAGAAGUAAUAGCUAGAAAGUUAAAUAAUCCUGAAUAUUGCCCUAUAGCUUCAGUUCUUCCAUCAUAUAAGCCGAAGGUAAGUAAUGAGAUUCAGAAUCUUUUUGAAUAUGUUGAGCAUAAAAUUUCUGACUCGUCUAGUGGAAUGAUUGAUAAAAAAGGUUUAUCUUUAGAAAUGCCAGCUCAUAAUCAAUCUUCUGGUCUUUCCCAAGAUAGAUACCAUAUUGAUACUACUAUUAGUGAAGCCAGGAUAGUUGAGAAAAAAAUACCCGAAUCUUUAACUCCUCUAUCUUCAGAAUUUCUUAUUAAAAAUGAAUCAGAUAUAGAUACCCUUAUCCUUCUUUUAUAG
Messenger RNA from Scutellospora calospora, 861 nucleotides. NCBI's taxonomy places the organism in Eukaryota, Fungi, Glomeromycota, Glomeromycetes, Diversisporales, Gigasporaceae. The record is from the annotation of a GenBank genome assembly.